This is a messenger RNA of Cynoglossus semilaevis (tongue sole), 3057 nucleotides long. It is a transcript of the gene ftsj3, whose product is annotated as FtsJ RNA 2'-O-methyltransferase 3. Gene Ontology annotation, biological process: maturation of 5.8S rRNA from tricistronic rRNA transcript (SSU-rRNA, 5.8S rRNA, LSU-rRNA); maturation of LSU-rRNA from tricistronic rRNA transcript (SSU-rRNA, 5.8S rRNA, LSU-rRNA); rRNA methylation. The transcript has 21 exons. The coding region runs from base 127 to 2730 and encodes 867 amino acids. Gene Ontology annotation, cellular component: nucleolus; nucleus; preribosome, large subunit precursor. NCBI's taxonomy places the organism in Eukaryota, Metazoa, Chordata, Actinopteri, Pleuronectiformes, Cynoglossidae. The record is from RefSeq and is a predicted model, not a curated record. Gene Ontology annotation, molecular function: rRNA (guanine) methyltransferase activity; rRNA (uridine-2'-O-ribose)-methyltransferase activity.
CGUACUUCCGUCUCAGAGGCAGCGACACACGUGUGGUUUUUUAAUGGACAUGGUUCAUAGUCAGUAACUACCGACAAAAGGCUAUAAAUCCGUUUCAGGUUAAGGCAACAAAUUACAACCGCAAAAAUGGGGAAGAAACUUAAAGUCGGAAAAACCAGGAAAGAUAAAUUCUACCAUUUGGCUAAGGAAACAGGUUAUCGCUCUCGUUCCUCCUUCAAACUCAUUCAGCUCAACCGUAAAUAUCAGUUUUUACAAAAAGCCAGAGCCGUGGUCGAUCUGUGUGCAGCUCCGGGUGGAUGGUUACAGGUGGCAUCAAAAUUUAUGCCUGUUUCAAGUCUCAUUAUCGGUGUUGACCUGGUUCCCAUCAAGCCAAUUCCAAAUGUGGUGACGCUGCAGGAAGACAUCACCACUGAUAAGUGCAGACAGGCUUUACGAAAGGAGCUGCAGACAUGGAAAGUGGAUGUGGUAUUGAAUGACGGAGCGCCAAACGUGGGAGCCAACUGGCAACAUGAUGCCUUCACACAAGCUCAUCUGUGCCUCAUGGCACUUAAACUGGCCUCUGAGUUUUUAAACAAAGGUGGAACCUUCAUCACAAAGGUCUUCCGCUCCAAAGACUACCAGCCGCUGCUCUGGAUCUUCCAGCAUUUCUUCAAGAAGGUUCAGGCCACCAAGCCACAGGCCUCCAGGAAUGAGUCUGCUGAGAUCUUUGUGGUCUGUCAGGGCUAUCUUGCUCCAGAUAAAAUUGAUGCGAAAUUCUUUGACCCCAAACAUGCCUUUAAAGAGGUGGAUGUUCAGGCGAAAACCAUUAAAGACUUAGUUCCUUACAAGAAGGCAAAGGCGGAGGGAUACGCUGAUGGUGAUCUGACCCUUUACCACAGCUUCACCCUGACUGACUUUCUGAAAGCUGAGAAUCCUGUAGACUUCCUCGACAAAGCCAGUACGAUCACCUUCGACAACCCAGAGCUGCAGUCUCAUUCAGCCACCAGUCGUGAGAUUAAGGAGUGUUGUCGUGACAUCAAAGUCUUGGGCCGUAAAGAACUUCGUAUGUUGUUGAACUGGAGAUCCAAGCUGCGGAGAUAUAUGGCCAGGAAGUUGAAGCAGGCCAAACAGCAGGACCAGGGGAUCAAAUUAAGUUCAGAUGAAGCAGAGAGUAAUUCAGAGGAUGAGGCAAAACAGACGACAAAAAAAGAUCAGCAGCAGCAGGAGGACGAUGAAGACGAGGAAAACGACAAGGAGGAAGAGGAAGAAAUGGUGAAGAAACUGGCGGAGCUGAAAGCCGAGGAGGUGGCUGAGCUCAAAAGGAAGAAGAGGAAGCUGUUGAAGGAUCGGAGGAAGCAGAGGGAGAGAGUGGAGCUGAAGAUGGAUCUGCCUGGUGUCUCCAUCGCUGACACCAGCGAUUGCUCCCUCUUCUCACUCGCUACCAUCAAGAAACGAAAUGUGCUGACCGACUUAUCCAAAGGGGACAUGCAAGCUGCGGAAAAUCUCGGGGAUGAUGACAUCGAAGUGUCAGAGGACGAGGCUGGUGAAGAGGAUAAAAUGUCCCUGGCUUCUGAUCUGGAUGAAGAGGAUUUGGAGGAGGUGGAAAAAAGACAGAUGGAGCUGGAGCAGAAGGCAGGAAAGAAGAAGGUAAAGUUUGCUAAAGAGGAAGAGGAUGAUAAAGUCCAGGACAAUAGUUUGCUGGUGGAGCUGGAGGAAAAGGACGAGAAGGAAGAGCGAGAGACCAACCUGUGGUUCAGCAAGGGCAUCUUUUCAGAGAUUGGUCUGGAAGGAGACGCACAGAAUGAACUGCAACAGACGGAGUUCCUCCAGAGCAGAAAGACAGGUAAAAAAAGAAAAGCUAAGGAGGAUGAUGUGGAGGGGGAGGAGCAACAAGAGGAGGAGGAGAAGGAGCAAGAACCUGUUGACACAAAAAAGGAAAAGGCAGGACCUUCACAGGAAGCUCAGGAGGAGAGUGACAGCGACUCAGAUGACAGCAGCGAUGAUGAGAAGGAGAUCAGCAAGAUGAAAAAUGCCAGAGGCCUUAAUGGAACAGAGGCAGACAAUGAAGACUUCCAGGUUGUACCUGUAGAGAGCACCAGUAAGAAAGCCAGGAUCCUGGACGCAGAAGGUCUGGCCCUGGGCUGCCAAAUAGCUACUUCUAGGAAGAGAGCCAGAGACCUGGUGGACGACUCCUUCCAUAGGUUUGCCAGUUCUGAUCAGCCGUGGGAAGUUCCUGAGUGGUUCCUUGGUGAUGAACGUAAACACAGAAAGAAGCCAAUUGAACUCUCUAAAGAGAUGGUGGAGGAAUACAAACAAAAAUGGAAGGAAAUUGAUGCCCGGCCGAUCAAACGUGUCGCUGAAGCCAAGGCCAGGAAGAAGAGGAGGACGCUGAAAAAGAUGGAGCAGGCCAAGAAGAAAGCUGAGGCCGUGGUGAACACAGUGGACAUCUCUGAGAGAGAGAAGAUGGCUCAGCUGAAGAGUAUUUAUAAGAAAGCCGGCCUGGGGAAGGAGAAGAGAGAAGUGACAUACGUUGUGUCAAAAAAAGGAGUUGGUAAGAAAGUGAGACGGCCUGCUGGCGUCAAGGGAGUUUUCAAAGUAGUGGACAGUCGUAUGAAGAAGGACGCAAGGGGAAUUCAGAGGAAAGAGCAACGUGCCAAAGGGGGCAAAGGGAAAGGAGGCAAGGGCAAAGGAAGACCAUCAAAGGGAGGCAAAGGAGGAAUGAGGAGCGGGAAAGGUGGCAAAAGAAAAUGAAUCUGAACCCCUAUCAUUCUACUGGAGGUGACCUUUGACCUGUUAUAACUGUCCUUCUCUGUGUUGAUCAUCCUCUGAGCUCUUGUCUAAGUGAAAUAAGUCCCAUACAACAGGGUCAAGUUUCAUGAUACGCUGGCACAUGUCAGAUUAAAACGAAACAUGUUUUUGUCUUUUUGAAGAUGUCAAGUUUUUUUGCCGUCCUCUUUUAAAAGAGGGUUUUUAUACUGCAAAAGAGCUGAACUCAAUCUCUAACACAACAGUAAAUAUGUUCUCGUUUGAUUUUGUAAAUACCAAAGACAUCAUUGCAAUAAAUAAUUUUGAUUGAAA